GUUGGGAGGGGUUCCAGUCCUCCUGAGCUCUCCUCAACGCGGAGCGCGGGUCCGCCGGCCCCAGACGCCGGGCAGGUGAGCUAAAUCAGCUCACUGAUUAACGCUGCUACACAAACGGCCGUCCACGAGCCGGAAAACCGGAAUGACCAUUCCUGAGAUACCUGCUACGGCAACCUUGGCGCACUUGAUAUUGUCGAGCUCUACUCGUUUUUGGGGUUUUUUUUCCAACCGUCCCCCCCCCCCCAAAAAAAAUGACUAACGAUGCGUCCAAAAAGAAGGGGAAAAGUUCGAGCGAGAAAAAGGCGAAAAGAAAAGCCAAACGCAGGGAGACGUACGCCAUGUACAUCUACAAAGUUUUGAAACAGGUUCACCCGGACACGGGGAUUUCCAGCAGAGCCAUGAGCAUCAUGAACUCCUUCGUCAACGACCUGUUCGAGCGCAUCGCCACCGAGGCGUCCCGCCUGGCCCAGUACAACAAGCGCUCCACCAUCACCAGCAGGGAGGUGCAGACCGCAGUGAGGCUGCUGCUGCCCGGGGAGCUGGCCAAACACGCCGUGUCCGAGGGCACCAAGGCGGUCACCAAGUACACCAGCUCCAAGUGAAGACCUCAGUUUGCUCAGUGACUCAGUGACUUGUAAGGUGGUUGAUUUCAAUAAACGCACAAAAGCUGA
This is a messenger RNA of Xiphias gladius (swordfish), 671 nucleotides long. RefSeq lists its product as uncharacterized. Gene Ontology annotation, molecular function: protein heterodimerization activity; DNA binding; structural constituent of chromatin. The record is from RefSeq and is a predicted model, not a curated record. Gene Ontology annotation, cellular component: nucleosome. Lineage: Eukaryota; Metazoa; Chordata; Actinopteri; Istiophoriformes; Xiphiidae. The coding region runs from base 252 to 602 and encodes 116 amino acids. The transcript is spliced from 2 exons.